Mycena indigotica is the source of this 912-nucleotide messenger RNA. RefSeq lists its product as uncharacterized. Gene Ontology annotation, molecular function: NADH dehydrogenase activity. The transcript is spliced from 7 exons. The record is from RefSeq and is a predicted model, not a curated record. NCBI's taxonomy places the organism in Eukaryota, Fungi, Basidiomycota, Agaricomycetes, Agaricales, Mycenaceae. The coding region runs from base 1 to 912 and encodes 303 amino acids.
AUGACUUCGAAAAGCGUCCAGAAUGGCUUUCACAUCUUCCAGUUUGUUAACGCUGAGAGCUUGCAAUCUUAUCGCCUUCAAGCAGACCAUAACGACAUUGAGACGACUUGUUUGCAUGGUAGUUGGCUGUCUGAUGUUUGGAAGAAUACCGCGACGACUGCCCGUUCUACGCUCUCGAGCGCUUUCAACUACGCCAUCCAGGCGCUCGGAUGCACUAUUCAUUGUGAGGGACUUAUAUAUGGCUCUCCGUCCCGUUCCCUCAUGACUUUGCAGCACCGCGACACUCCAUAUAACAACCCCCAAAUAGAAUUCAAGUUCAACCCCGAGAACCUAACUCGCGCAAAAGAGAUAAUCUCCCAUUACCCGACACAGUACAAGAAAGCUGCUGUCAUCCCACUGCUUGACCUUGGACAACGGCAAAACAAGGGAUGGACGAGUAUUAGCGUGAUGAACUACGUGGCAGAGCUUCUAGAAAUGCCUCCCAUGCGUGUCUAUGAAGUGGCAACAUUCUACACCAUGUUCAACAGAGAACCUAUCGGCACUAACUUUGUUCAAGUCUGCACGACUACGCCUUGCAUGCUAAGAGGCUCAACUGAUAUUCUCAAUACUACCUUGUCGCAUCUGGGCGGAAUUAAGCCGGGCGAAACCACGAAGGAUGGCAAAUUCACAGUGAUCGAAGUCGAAUGUCAAGGAGCGUGCAGCAAUGCACCCAUGCUGGUUGUUAACGACGAUUUCUACGAAGACUUGACCCCCGAAUCCACCAAAAAAAUCUUAGACGCGUUUUCCAGAGGUGAAAAACCCAAGCCUGGCCCUCAAAGUAGUCGGCAGACGAGUGAAAAUUCUGCUGGUCUCACUGCCCUCACAAGCAAACCGUACGGACCUGGGGAGCAUUGUUCACCCGAAUUCCAGUAG